AUGCUCUACUACAAGAGACGAGCCUGGUACAUUAAACAUCUAAAAACACAUAAUGGGGUUGAAGCACGACAAUCGUCGGUAAGAUCUACAACAUUCACUUCGGAUAGAGUUGACCCUCAUGUAUCCCAUGGUGAACCAUUAACUGGAAACCACCAGGAGUCCAUUAACAUCAGGACACGUCUUAGCAUUCCUAAUCUAAAACAAUCGACUUGGAAAGUUCAUGACGACAACUUAGCGGUCCUGUUAGAGCAUCCGGGCUCGAAGCAGGAAUUGAACUCGCAGGUAGAAACUUUCCAAAAUACCGUUUAUGACUACUUUAGCGAGCAAUAUCCACCACGUAAUCGUUAUGCUCGCAAAAAUAAAGACAAUUCGUUCAAAUUAAAAAUGCGGAAGAAAAAACGGGAAUUAAUAAAAAAUCUACGUAUAGCCAAAGCUCUAGGCGACAAUCACCUUAGUCAUCAACUAGCUAGGGCGUUAAGGUCAAUCCUUAAAUUAAUCCAAGGAAUAUCGGCGCAAACUGCAGAAUAUCGCGAUAAUUUUGACCGGGCAAAACAAGAAGUAGAUUUCGAUAAAAAACCCUUUUGA
Messenger RNA from Danaus chrysippus (African queen), 585 nucleotides. The record is from the annotation of a GenBank genome assembly. NCBI's taxonomy places the organism in Eukaryota, Metazoa, Arthropoda, Insecta, Lepidoptera, Nymphalidae.